AUGAUACGAAAUCUGCUAAAAUCCGACCAAAUCUGUAAGUUUUUCUUGACAUUCAUCGCCAUUUUGGCUCUUGGAAAUGCUUUUCCAACCAACAACAUUAAAGCUGGCUUCCAAGAACUCAGCGAAUUUAACCGUUUCAAGUUGAAACAUUUGACCAACACGGACAAUGCUGAAAUGUACAGCGGUCAAUUCGAAGGCGAUAUUGUCUUGACUCAAGAUCAAGUCGCUGAUUUAUUGUCUCGUAAUGGUCUCGUGAGGGAAUCCAAACGAUGGAUUAACAACACAGUCCCUUAUCUCAUCAGAUCGAGCGAUUUUACUUGGGAGCAACAAAAUUACAUCCGCAAAGGUUUGGAUCAACUCGAACUCUUGACGUGCCUCAAAUUUAAAGAAUGGAAUGGAGAAUAUGAUUAUUUGCAUGUCACUGGCGAAAACACGGGUUGCUGGAGUUACGUGGGUCGUUUAAACAUCGGAAUGCAACAAAUUAAUUUAGAACCUUACACUCUCGAGUACGGAUGUUUCCGCCUUGCCACGAUCCAGCACGAGUUUAUUCAUGCUUUGGGCUUUUAUCACAUGCAAAGUGCCGCUGAUCGUGACGAUUACGUCGAAAUCAAGUGGGAAAAUAUUUGGCCCGGAACUGAACAUAAUUUUGAAAAAUACAAUACGACAGUUGUGACGGAUUUUGAUGUCAAAUACGAUUAUAAUUCGGUUAUGCAUUACGGGCCUGAUGGAUUUUCGAGCAAUGGAUUGCCAACAAUUGUGCCGAGAGAUCCAACGGCGAACAUUGGACAACGUGAGGGAUUGAGUCGACGUGAUAUCGAGAAAAUUAAUCGCAUGUACCAAUGUCCUUUGUGA
Molecule: messenger RNA, 852 nt
Organism: Culicoides brevitarsis
Lineage: Eukaryota; Metazoa; Arthropoda; Insecta; Diptera; Ceratopogonidae
Product: seminal metalloprotease 1-like
Exons: 5
Coding region: 1-852 (283 amino acids)
Biological process (GO): proteolysis
Molecular function (GO): zinc ion binding; metalloendopeptidase activity
Source: RefSeq, a predicted model, not a curated record